AGACGAGACGCCAUUACUUACGCACGUUACUACCACACAUCAACGUAUACGGCAAUUGAAUAGCGCAAAUCAGGGACGGGGAUUACCGCCGAUCCUAUAUAUCUCGGGAUCGGGGCAAGAUGUAACAGACCUAGGACCGGGCACUUAGACGUUUCGAUCAGACAAUGCAGCCAGUACGAUCCCAGCAAAGAGCCCCCGGGAGCUUCUCUCCCUUGCCCGGGAGUGUUUCUUCGGCCUCGACCGCCGCAGCCGCAGCCGCGUCUUCAUCUUCCUUAUUCUCUUCGCCAAACCCUUCCAGGCCUCAAAUACGUAGGAUAGAUACUUCCGAGAGCGACGAUACCAUAUCCCUCCCUAAGACGAGAGGCCCUCAGAGCCCCGUCACCACCGUCACUAGUCCCUCCUAUUCCAGCAGCCCGCACAAUUUCUCUCGUCCGACUAGACCCAGCAUCGAACUUCCUCAACCGAGAACUUCUUCUCCCUUGACCCUACCUCCCACUCGCGCCGGCCACGCGAGGAAACAUUCCCAGACUCAGGGUCACUUCGAGCCUACCUUGCCCUCUACGAGCACGUCCAACCUCUCCCACGUCGCUAUGGCCCAGGUCCAAGCCCAAGCUCAAGCCCAAGCACAGGCUCAGUCUCAGUCUCAACCCGCCGGCAGCCUCUCGGCAAGUCAGAUAGCCGCUCAGGCCGCCGUGAUGCAGCACCAACAGCAUAGCCGCCAUCGAUCGCAAACCGUACCAUUUCCUGGCAGCGACAGCCACGACUCCGCAAAAAGGCCUGGGCCCAAACCUGUUACUGGACAUCGCAGCCCGCCUAUGUUAAGCCUAACCGAGGCGAGCGCUCCGCGAGAUAACGGUUUCGGCGCUCAAGGAUAUCAUAACGGGCUGUUGGGGAGCCACGCCGCCGCUGCGACCGCCGCUGCCAACGUCGUCUUUCCGAGAUCGCCUCAACCUUCGCCCGGACUACCACCGCCUGACCAUCCCGCACCUGCGCCCCCGACCGUCCCAGAGAAGCCUGCGAAGGCGGAGAAGUCUAAAGUCAAGCUGUUUUCUAGGCCUAAGAAGAUAGAUACUAAAGGUGACGUGAAAGAACGGCCGUUGCCGAGUCCUGGAAAGAUCGGUUCUGCUCUGGCCUCUUUACAACGUGCCAACUUCAGCACAACUAGUCUCGCGGACUCGUCGUCUUUCUACAGCUUGGGAAACUCGUCCGCCGCGACUAUUCGACCGGUCGACUCGUUUGUGGAUAGGGAUAGUAAGGAAAAAGAUAAAGAGAAGAAACACCACUUUUUAUCGCGGCAGAAGCAUAAGCUGAGCAGCAAAGACGACUACCACCUCCCCCUAUCCUCUGCCGCUAGCAAUUCGCGGCCCGUCGACCCUAACGCGCCGUCGAGCCUUUACAAUUUUAACAUACCACCGAGCCCCGGUCCGAACAACAACAUAGGUAAAAGCGUCAGCGGGCUUGACCUUCGACACGGGGGACGCGCGUUGCGCGAUAAGAAGAAGGACGACAACGAAUCUUCCUACGGCACGGGUUCCGAAUGGCCAGGACCUGGCAGCUUCGGAUCAGCAGCCGCCGCUACGCACUCCUAUCUCUCCGAACCUAUCGAUUCGGGCAAAUACGGCCUUCACAAUAUGUCCUUGGAUGACGCCUGGCCGUAUCUGAGGGCUAAGCUACUAGUCAUAUUCGAAGGCGAAGACCUGCGAUUGCCGGUAGAGGAUUUCAACCGCGUCGUAAGCAUGCAUAUACAAUACUGCAUACAACGUCGCUCAGCACACAUCAUCGUCGACGACCUACGAGAUCUCCUUUCGACAGGUUUUGCUUCGCUCGACCACACGUUACGCAAGACUCCCGAGGACAGGCUGAUACCUUCGCUAGUAGAGCUCUGGAUCUUCACGUUUACCAGCAUUCUGCCCUAUAUGCAGGCGGUCUUCCUGCCGCUGGAUCUGGAAUUUUCUGGCAGCGGGACUCUGCUGACUCCCGAGCAGGCGCGGGACUUCUGGGGCGGAGUGAUAGCAGACUUGCCAACGGCGAACGCCCAUCCUAACGGGCCGAAUUUCGAAACCCACCUAUCCCCGGCGUCCAACGUCCUUGACGUGCGGCGGCUCGUGCUUAUAUCUUACCGAGAUUCUCUGAUCUUACCUAGGUAUGAGAAGCUCAAGACUAUAUUUUCGCGAUUAUCUCUCGAGCACCUGCCGUCAUCCCUCUCUUCGCUCGCGUUGGCGUCGCCGCCACUCUUGAACGACAGCGCCGCGUCUCUCUCUACUUCUCCGAGCGACGGAUUCUCGGGUCGUCCCGGCACGGCCAUGUCGCUGGACCCGAGCAUCGCGAGCUACAACUCCACCUCUACGACGGUCUUCGGCAACGACUCGAACCCGUCGCGAAGCCGAGCCAUCAGCAACGUCUCGUUCGGUAGCGGCGUAUCAGAUCCGGCAUCUACCGGUACCGGAAGUCUGCUUAGACCGUUCACGCCGCAGAUGAGAGACAACGAGCGGGGCGGCAGGGAAAUCCUGGGCAGCGUGCGGGAGCAGAACGUCGAGGAUAGCAAGCAGGUGACGGAGAUGGUGGGCCGCAUGCUCCAAUGCAUGAGUGUGCUGGCCAGCGUCGAUACGGGCAAUAACGUCGCUAGCACCGACGAAGCCAGCAAGAUGGUGGCUGAGCUAGGUCGACUGCUCAAGCUGAACUGGUUGGGCAGAGGCAGAACAGGUAGGAACCGGAGGGGCAUGGUCGGCGGAAGGGUUAAGAGGCAGGAAAAUAACAACUCUAUCAGUCACGGCAUUUUAAGGGAAGGAAUACGCGAAGGUGUCGAGGUCGUCUGAUUUCAUGUUGCCGGGCAAGACAGGUACGCAUAUGAUAAUGACAUAUUGAAGGGUUUAUGUUAGGUGGUUACGAGAUUAGUGAAGUCGGUACAUCGGUUUCACGGGAUUGGUCACGAAAAGAGGCUUGGUCCGGAGUGAUUGAACUGUUUCUAUUUGAUGUAGUCUAUCUAGGAAAUACCCACGGCUGGUACAAGUAUGCCAUACGCCAGCACAGCCAAUGUCAUCGCACUACUCAGUAUUUAAAGGUUUUCACUUAACGCAACUGAUUGUAGUAUCUAGGUAAAUCUGGUCAGCCAACAGUUCAAUUAAACAUCGGCAAAAUUCAGUGGAAAUAGGCGUUUCUCAGACAUCCAAGGGAAGGACAUUAUACCCUCAUCUGCUUCAGAAAAGGCUCUGAUCGAAG
Molecule: messenger RNA, 3219 nt
Organism: Annulohypoxylon truncatum
Lineage: Eukaryota; Fungi; Ascomycota; Sordariomycetes; Xylariales; Hypoxylaceae
Product: HbrB-like protein
Exons: 1
Coding region: 165-2816 (883 amino acids)
Biological process (GO): TORC2 signaling
Cellular component (GO): TORC2 complex
Source: RefSeq, a predicted model, not a curated record